AAUUACCUAGCUACGAAUGUCUUCUGGGGUUUUUUAUUGACCGAGUCUAAGAUAUGUAUAGGAAUAGGAUGCGCUAAUAUGAAUUGAAUAGAAUAGUUAACUUGCCAUACAAUUGACUCGUUAUAUAUUAUAAACAGUUAGACCACUACCGUUUCAAGCUAGUUUCUCUCGCUAACUAGCCAUUCAAAGUAGUAAACAUACUGGAAAAACAGCAUCUAUUAGCUAAUAUCAAACUUCCUAAUUAUCUUGAAUGUUUUGGAGGUAAUAAUUAAGCCAAGAUCGAAAAUUCCAGACGCUGCUGUUACCUCAGUGAAAGAUGCCUCUUUUUGGAAAUACCUUCAGCCCCAAGAAGACCCCUCCUCGCAAGUCUGCUUCCCUGUCCAACCUACACACAUUGGACAGAUCCACCAGGGAGAUAGAACUGGGACUGGAGUAUGGGGCCCCUGCAAUGACCAUUGGGGGUCAGAGUUUGAAAUUUGAGGAGGGGCAGUGGAUUUCAGAGUCUGGAGGCACUGUUUCAGGGAAGGAGAUGCAGAGGUUGAAAAAGAGGAACCUGCAGCUGGAGGAGGAGAACAACUUGCUGAGAUUAAAAAUUGACAUCCUGUUGGACAUGUUGUCAGAAACUACUGCUGAAUCUCAUCUAUUGGAGAAGGAGCUGGAUGAAGUGAAGAACCAUAAUCGGAGAAAGAAGUGAAAGGGAAGGCCUCCAGAAGAGGAAUAAGGAUGAGACUGGACUAGACUGCAGAUGUGGAAUUUAAAUUUAGAGAUUCAAGGAUGUAUAAUAUGUAAUUUUGUAUUGCAGGACGUCUUUUUUUUAAAUCUAUGAACACUAUUUCAAUAUUUUUUAUCAACUUCAUAGGACCAGGCGAUACACACAGAGUUAACUGUUCAUAAGUGAGAUUAAUUUAUUUUAUGUUGCUUACUAUGUUUAAGUAAUUUUCUCUUGGCUACAUUGUGUCUUAGCUUUUCUUAUUUUUGCACUGCAUUUAUCUGGUUGUUUGCUGAUUAUUUGGAUUCAUUUUUUACAUUUUUUUAAAUAAAAUGAAUUCAUUUACAGAA
Conger conger (European conger) is the source of this 1059-nucleotide messenger RNA. It is a transcript of the gene cby1, whose product is annotated as chibby 1, beta catenin antagonist. NCBI's taxonomy places the organism in Eukaryota, Metazoa, Chordata, Actinopteri, Anguilliformes, Congridae. The record is from RefSeq and is a predicted model, not a curated record. The transcript has 5 exons. Bases 317 to 694 code for a protein of 125 amino acids.